AUGUCCAGUGUGUCCGAGGAGAGAAGAAAAAGGCAGCAGAACAUUAAGGAAGGACUGCAGUUUAUCCAGUCACCGCUGUCAUAUCCAGGGACACAGGAACAAUAUGCGGUAUAUUUACGUGCUCUUGUGAGAAAUCUUUUUAACGAAGGAAAUGAUGUUUAUCGGGAACACGAUUGGAACAACUCGAUAAGCCAGUACACAGAAGCUCUGAAUAUAGCUGGUUAUGCAAAGUCGGAAGAAAUUGUCAUCCCUAAAGAAAUAAUUGAAAAACUGCAUAUAAAUCGUAUUGCUUGCUAUUCUAAUAUGGGUUUGCACGAUAAAGUUUUAGAAGACUGUGACACAGUGCUCAGUUUAAAUGCCAGUAACUGCAAAGCUCUGUACCGGAAAUCUAAGGCUCUCAGUGACUUAGGAAGAUACAGAGAGGCUUAUGACUCCGUAGCAAAGUGCUCCUUGGCGGUGCCUCAGGAUGAACAUGUGAUCAAACUAACGCAAGAACUAGCUCAGAAAUUGGGAUUUAAAAUAAGAAAAGCGUAUGUUAGGGCUGAGCUUGCGUUAAAAUCCGUUCCUGGGGACGGGGCUACCAAGGCUUUGAGCUGUUCUGUGGAAGAUAUUGAGCCAGAUUUGUUAACUCCGAGGCAGGAAGCAGUUCCUGUCGUCUCUGUGCCUGCGUCCAGUUUCUCCCACCAAGUCGGAAGUGAGCUGGCCUCAGUUCCUAUCAUGCCCUUACCCUCUAUGCUGCCCCUGCAAGUGGACGAGAGCCCCCUGCCAUCGGUGGUGUUGGCAAAUGGAGGAAAGGCCCCCUUCACCAUGCCGGAACCUUUUCUGGAUGACGGAGAUAUGGUCCUCGGCGACGAAAUAGAUGACCUUCUUGAUUCGGCACCUGAGGCCAAUGAAACUGUUAUGCCGUCAGCUUUAGUCCGAGGAGCCCUUCCCGCAGCCAGUGUCCCCCCUAGCAUGCCUUUCUCGGCAUCUCUGUUGGGCACCUUGCCCAUUGGUGCGAGGUAUGCCCCUCCGCCCUCCUUCUCAGAACUGUAUCCACCUUUGACCUCAUCCUUGGAAGAUUUCUGCUCUUCUUUGAGUUCAUUUUCAAUGAGUGAUUCCAAGCGAGAUGUGCCCACCUCAACUUCUAGAGAGGGAACAGCGCUUAGCGGCAGUAAUUCCUCCCUUUUACUUAUGAAUGGACCAGGCAACUUGUUUGCUUCUGAGAGUUUCCUGGGAAUUUCAAGCCACCCUAGAAAUGACUUUGGAAACUUCUUUGGAAGCGCAGUUACUAAACCACCUUCAUCCGUGACCCCAAGACACCCCCUUGAAGGAACCCAUGAACUGAGACAAGCUUGUCAGAUGUGUUUUGUAAAAUCAGGCCCUAAGUUAAUGGAUUUCACUUACCAUGCUAAUAUAGAUCAUAAAUGUAAGAAAGAUAUUUUAAUUGGUAGAAUAAAGAAUGUUGAAGAUAAAUCAUGGAAAAAAAUACGCCCAAGACCAACAAAAACAAAUUAUGAAGGACCUUAUUAUAUAUGUAAAGAUGUUGCUGCUGAGGAGGAAUGUAGAUAUUCAGGCCACUGCACAUUUGCUUAUUGCCAAGAAGAGAUAGAUAUCUGGACACUGGAGCGGAAAGGGGCGUUCAGCAGAGAGGCUUUCUUUGGUGGCAAUGGAAAGAUCAACCUCACUGUAUUCAAACUUCUCCAAGAGCAUCUUGGAGAGUUUAUAUUCCUCUGUGAGAAAUGUUUUGAUCAUAAACCUAGAAUGAUAAGUAAAAGAAAUAAAGAUAAUUCUACUUCUUGUUCUCACCCGGUUACAAAGCAUGAGUUUGAAGACAAUAAGUGCCUUGUCCACAUCUUGCGAGAGACAACGGUAAAAUACUCCAAAAUACGUUCUUUUCAUGGUCAGUGUCAGCUUGACUUAUGUCGCCAUGAGGUCCGGUAUGGCUGCUUAAGGGAAGAUGAGUGCUUUUAUGCGCAUAGUCUUGUAGAACUGAAAGUCUGGAUACUGCAAAAUGAAACCGGUAUCUCACACGAUGCCAUCGCUCAAGAAUCUAAACGAUACUGGCAAAAUCUGGAAGUCAGCGUACCUGGGGCUCAGGUACUUGGCAAUCAGCUAAUGCCUGGAUCUCUUAAUAUGAAGAUAAAAUUUGUGUGUGCUCAGUGUCUGAGAAAUGGUCAAGUCAUUGAACCAGACAAGAACAGAAAAUAUUGUAGUGCAAAAGCAAGGCACUCGUGGACCAGAGAUCGCCGCGCGAUGAGAGUGAUGUCCAUCGAACGUAAGAAGUGGAUGAACAUUCGUCCUCUCCCCACAAAGAAACAAAUGCCUUUACAGUUUGAUCUGUGCAAUCAUAUUGCUUCCGGGAAGAAGUGUCAGUAUGUUGGGAACUGCUCGUUUGCUCAUAGCCUGCUUGAGCGGAAAGUGUGGGACAUGAAGAGAAACGGCAUACAAGAUAUGGAGCAGUUUUAUGAGCUCUGGCUAAAGAGUCAAAAAAAUGAAAAAAGCGAUGAUGUAGCCAGUCAAUCAAACAAGGAGAACGGAAAACAAAUCCACAUGCCGACAGAUUACGCUGAAGUUACUGCCGACUUUCACUGCUGGAUGUGUGGGAAGAACUGCAACAGUGAGAAGCAGUGGCAAGGCCACAUCUCCUCGGAGAAGCACAAGGAGAAGGUGUUCCACACCGAGGACGACCAGUACUGCUGGCAGCACCGCUUUCCGACAGGGUAUUUUAGUGUUUGCGAUAGGUAUAUGAACGGCACCUGCACAGAAGGAAGCGGCUGUAAGUUUGCACACGGCAACGCCGAGCUCCACGAGUGGGAAGAGCGGAGGGACGCCCUAAAGAUGAAGCUCAACAAAGCAAGAAAAGAUCACUUAAUCGCCCCAAAUGAUAAUGACUUUGGAAAAUAUAGUUUUUUGUUUAAAGAUUUAAACUAA
This is a messenger RNA of Puma concolor (puma), 2913 nucleotides long. NCBI's taxonomy places the organism in Eukaryota, Metazoa, Chordata, Mammalia, Carnivora, Felidae. The record is from RefSeq and is a predicted model, not a curated record.